CCCUGGCAGACCAGUCACCAGACGAGAGGACAAGAAUUUCAGUUGGUGUUUGGUAUGCGUGAGGUGUAGGUCAGCGCCCAUUGGCUCCCGAUCAUUGGUAUUAAAAUCAUCAAUAAAUUGACAAAUCUUCGUAGUGCCGCACGCAGUGAGAGUUAUUUGAGUGUCCCCGAGAGUGAGCGCCAUGUAUAUUAUAACUGGCAGUCUGUAACAGGAAAAAGAGAGGCCCUGGCUAAAAUUAUAGAAUGGGAUUGUAGAUGCGCUUGCUGUGUUGGUGUUGGUGCUGGGGCGUCGUCUGCUUGUUUACAUAGGAAUCGGGGGCCUUACUUCUGUCGCUUGUGAUCGCCCUGUAGGGAAAAGGAAUUGGAUUUUCGCACCUCCUUCUCUGGAUAAAAAGACAAACGUGACUGUGGUUCUUGCGUGGAAAAGGUACAAACGACAUUCAUAAACCAACAUGGGAAAUAUUCACACUGUGGGACCGAACGAAGCCUUGGUGGUAUCAGGAGGCUGUUGUGGCGCCACAUCGAAGAAGACCAUCGUGGGAGGAUGGGCGUGGGCCUGGUGGUUCGUCACCGACGUGCAGCGGCUUUCGCUCGAGGUGAUCACGCUGAACCCUCGUUGCGAGAACGUGGAGACGUCCCUGGGUGUCCAGGUCACAGUGACGGGCGUGGCGCAGGUCAAAGUCAUGAAGGAGGAGAAGGUCCUGAAGAUUGCCUCCGAGCAGUUCCUCGGAAUGCCUGCCGAAGAGAUCAAGGGCACCAUCCUCAUGACCCUUGAGGGUCACCUGAGAGCCAUCCUUGCAACCUUGACUGUGGAAGAAGUAUACAGAGACAGAGAUCAGUUUGCAUCCUUGGUCCGAGAAGUGGCUGGAAUGGAUGUCGGGAGAAUGGGAAUUGAGAUUCUGUCCUUCACCAUUAAGGACGUGUAUGACCGAGUGGAUUACCUGUCCUCGCUUGGAAAGGCACAGACAGCAGCCGUGAAAAGGGAUGCUGAUAUUGGUGUAGCUCAGGCCAACAGGGACGCUGGUAUCCGGGAAGCUGAAGCCGAGACAGCUAUGGAUGUCAAGUACAACACCGACACAAAGAUCGAAGACAAUGCCAGACUUUACAAACUGCAGAAGGCUCAGUUUGACCAGCAGAUUAACACUGCUAAAGCAGAUGCCCAAUUAGCCUACGAAUUGCAAGCCGCAAAAACACGACAAAAGAUUCGAAGCGAAGAAAUUGCUAUUGAAGUUGUGGAAAGGAGAAAGCAGAUUGAGGUUGAAGAACAGGAAAUCAAACGCAAAGAGAAGGAGUUGAUUGCCACUGUUCGUCUCCCUGCAGAAGCCGAGAGUUACAGAGUGGAGACCAUUGCACAGGGUAGACGCACUCAGACUGUUGAGGCAGCUAGAGCUGAGGCCGAGAGGAUUAAGCGCAUUGGAGAAUCUGAAGCUUAUGCUGUUGAAGCUGUUGGUAGAGCGGAGGCAGAAAGCAUGAAACUCAAGGCCAAUGCCUACAAGCAGUACGGUGAAGCUGCAAUCAUGUCUAUGGUAUUGGAAAGCUUACCACAGAUUGCUGCUGAGGUUGCUGCUCCACUUGCAAAGACAGAGGAAAUAGUUAUGGUGGGCGGUGCAGAUUCCGUCACCAGUGCCCUCACUAAAAUGUGUGGCGAAUUACCACCAGCCGUCCAUGCCCUCACAGGAGUUGACCUGUCUAAGGUGCUAGGAAAGAUUCCCGGUGCAGCAAUUUCACCAUCUGCUGCCCCAAGAGUUGCUCCCACUGCCGUUUAGACUUAGUUUUUGUGACAUUGUUUUUUAUUAAGGUUAGAUGGAUUAUUUUCCUUCAUUUCUUUGUCGUAAUGUACAUUGAAUAUCAUACAGCUUGGCAAAAUUUUUAUUUCUUAGAGUUUUUUACUUUUAUCAGUUACUGUGGAUCUGAUUUUCAGUAUGCAUGAGAGGAGAAAAUACUCUUUAACUUCCCCCAUAACCAUUUUGUGUUAACAGUUUUCAGAGAAGUUUCAACUAUUGCAAGUAGUGAAACCACAUGCAUUGUACUAUCUAAUGUAUCUGAUGCCUUUGUUACUGUAUAAUCAUGGUAUACCAUGCGGAGAGAUUUGGGAUUGAAAAUGCAACUGGAUUCUUUUAUUGGACGCAAUUAUAGUCAUAAAAUACUGUAUAUCUAUACAGUGAAUUGCAUAUGGAGCAUCACCAUGCAGAUAUUAUUGAAAGAAGCUGCGUUGUUGUGAGAUUAUGAUUUGAGUUACUUGGCAAAGAUAAACGGAAUAAAUUUUUAUCAUUAUAUUU
Macrobrachium nipponense is the source of this 2278-nucleotide messenger RNA. It is a transcript of the gene Flo2, whose product is annotated as flotillin-2-like. Gene Ontology annotation, biological process: regulation of myoblast differentiation; protein localization to plasma membrane. NCBI's taxonomy places the organism in Eukaryota, Metazoa, Arthropoda, Malacostraca, Decapoda, Palaemonidae. The record is from RefSeq and is a predicted model, not a curated record. Gene Ontology annotation, cellular component: flotillin complex; plasma membrane; cytoplasmic vesicle.